This is a messenger RNA of Mytilus trossulus (common blue mussel), 3308 nucleotides long. RefSeq lists its product as uncharacterized. NCBI's taxonomy places the organism in Eukaryota, Metazoa, Mollusca, Bivalvia, Mytilida, Mytilidae. Gene Ontology annotation, biological process: proteolysis; tRNA splicing, via endonucleolytic cleavage and ligation. The record is from RefSeq and is a predicted model, not a curated record. The coding region runs from base 807 to 3296 and encodes 829 amino acids. Gene Ontology annotation, molecular function: tRNA 2'-phosphotransferase activity; aspartic-type endopeptidase activity. The transcript has a single exon.
CAUAGACUUCCUUUUUAUAAUGGCAAAACUGAAUGGGAAUCAUUUUGGUGUCAAUUCCAGAUCAUUUCAAGAAGCUACGCUUGGGACAACCAGAAGCAAGCAACACAGCUGCUAUUAUGUUUGCAAAAUGAAGCUUUAAACUUUGCUUCAAGGCUCCCACAUGCAGUACAGACAGAUAUUUUUAGUUUGUUUGUUGAGUUGAAGAAGAGGUUCGGUGACAAUAUUUUACCAUCAACACACAGAGCAGCACUUCAAGAUCUUAAUAAGCAGAACAAAGAAAGCCUACAGGAAUUUGCUUAUAGAGUUGUAAACCUGAUAAGUAAAGCUUACCCAGAAAUUAAAGGGACUCAGCUAUUUGAAGAAUUGACUGUUGAACAUUUCCUUUAUGGUCUUAAUGAUGAAAAUAUGACGUAUGAUGUUAUAAGCAAGCAGCCAAAAUCUAUUGAUGAAGCUUUGAAUAUGGUCAUGUGGCAUGAGAGCUGUAGAUCUAGGAGUGGUAAAAACCGCAAAUCAUCAAUACGAGAAGUACAGUUUGAUAGCCAGUGUGAAGAAAACGAUAUCAGAAGGUUACACCAAAAACAAUACGUAACUGAAGAAAGACUUAACCAGUUUGGCAGAGAACUCAAAGAUUCUAUUAUUGAGGGAAUGGCUAAUUUAAAUAAAAAAAUGCCUAGUUUGCCAAGUACUAACAGUAAUAAUUACCAGCAGUCCAAUUACGCAAAGAAAACGGAGAGUAAUAACAAUAAGUGUUAUAAUUGCAAUGGUAUUGGUCAUUAUAGCCGUAAUUGUCCAUCAAAACAAGAUAAAUGGGAUUCAAAGAGAAAUGGCCAUUAUGGAAACAACCAACAAAGAGAUGCAUAUGCACCAGUCAAAACACCUUUCGAUCCUUUAAACUAGAAAGGGCUGUGCCUGUAGGCCAAGCCAUAGCCCCAAAGAGUAAUGAAGAAAUUAUGGAGAAAAGACAACAAUCUAUUUCAAAGAAGGAAAUUGAAUGUUUAAAAGGAAAACUUGUAACCUCAGAGAAAAGCUCUUCUGAGAAACAACUAACUACUGAAGGUUUAGGCCCUUCAAGCAGUGAUGUUAAAAUUAGCAGUAAGAAAUCAGACCAAUGUAGCAAGAAUGAACAUAUUGAAAAACCAGUUUUGUCCAGAGUUGAUGCUGUGAAUCAGUAUAGAGAUGAUAUGAAAAAGAAAACUUGUCCUUUAACUUCCGGAAUUUUACCAGAGAAACACUUUGAAGACAACGAAUCUUCUGAUGAGAGUGUUGAUGGAGAAAAUAAUGUAUGUAUUGACAGAGUUGAAUCAGCAGUUAUUCAAACGUCUGUGAGAAUAAAUGACUAUGAGUUAAAGGCGGUAAUUGACACAGGUGCUGAGGUCACUGUGCUCAGUGAAAAGGUUUAUAGGAACCUUGCAAAAGAACAUCAUCUUGAGUUAAAGACAGCAACACGUGGAUUGUUAGUAGCUGAAGAGGGAAAAAAGAUGUCAGCAACUGGUAUUACAGAGAUAGAAAUGAGUUUGGGACCACUGCGUUUUACUUGGCCAGUAUACGUAGCUCCUUUAAAUGACGAUUUGCUUCUUGGUUGUGAUAUUAUUGAUGAAAUGGACAUCACGUUAAAUACAAAACGUGGAUUUCAAAUAAAAGACAUUUGGUAUCCAUGUGAAGUGAAGAGAAGAGAAAGUAUCAGACUGUUGAAGUACAACAGUGGCCAAAGGGCGGAUGCGCACCAGAAAGGUGGAUCUUUGAAAGAAGAGGGGAACAGUUAUCAAAGAAGUGAUAAAGGCAGAGCCAGAGGUGGUAAUGGACAUUACAACAGAGUUAAUGACAGACAAUUUAAUCAAGAGAAUAACCGAGACAAUUAUAGACAAGAAAACAGACAACAUAAUCAAGAAGAGAGACCACAAAGGAGUGAUUUAGAUAAAACUCUAAACAACCAGAAAUCAAAUGUAAAACACCGGGGUGAAAGACCUAAAGACAAAAACAAUGAUGAUCAUAUGAGAGAUUCUAGUUCAGACAGGCAAGAGAAAUUGAGACCAAAAGACAAAAAUGAUGAGGAUCAUACCAGGGAUCCAAGUAUAGAUAAAAGCUUACCUAAACACUGCCUACAGUAUACUAUUGGUUCUUUUACUGAUGCUGCAUUAAAAGACCAGUCAACUGAAGUACUAAGUACAACAGAUGAAGGUCCCAAAGGAAUUGAUAUAAACCAACAAGGUCUUGAUAACCAAAAUAUGGAAUGGGAUGCGCAACAAGACCAAGGUCAAGUUUUGAACAAUACAAACCCACGUAAACAAGAUGACAGACCUCAACAAUACAACAGAGGAAAAGGUCAACAACGACAAGGAUUUAAUGAAAAAUGGAAGAGCUCUAUGGGUCAAGUGAGAGAUCCGAAGCAUCAUAGGUACAACAAAAGACAGUAUGACUAUCACAAUCAAGACAGAGGUCAACAGCAUCGGAGUAAUGACGAUAGAAGAUAUAUUUAUGGUAGAGGUCAACGAUAUCAAGGUUUUUCUGACAACAUUGUUAGUUACCAGCAAGAUCAUAGAUACAAUAAAAGAGACAGGAGACAGCAAAGAUCAUGGGGAGAAAAGUCAGACAUCCAUCUAUCAAAGGCACUAUCAUUUAUUUUAAGACAUGAUGCAGAAAGACAGGGAUAUAAAAUGAUGCCAGGAGGUUUUCUUUAUGUUGAUGAAAUUCUAAAAAGGCAAAGCAAUCUACGGGAUUAUAAUCAUGAAGAUGUAAAACGAAUUGUGGAAACAAACGGCAAGAAGAGAUUUUAUAUGGAGCCAGAUAAGGAAACUGGAAAAAUGAAAAUCAGAGCAAACCAAGGACAUAGUAUUGACGUAGAGGAUCUUGAAUUAAAACCAGUAUUAAAUGCCAAGGAAGUUUCUAUGGUUGUCCACGGAACCUACUAUAAUUCUUGGGAGAAGAUCAAACACACAGGUUUAAGUAGAAUGGGUAGAAACCAUAUCCAUUUCGCGACAGGAGAACCAGGAGAAAAUGGAGUCAUCAGUGGCAUGAGACAAUCCUGUGAAGUAAUGAUAUUUAUAAAUCUAGAGACAGCUUUAGCAGAUGGGUUCAAGUUUUACCGUUCAGCAAAUAAUGUAAUACUUUGUGCUGGAAAUGAAGAAGGAGUUAUUCCACCUAAAUACUUUGUAAAAGUCCUUGCCAUGAAGAGACAGCCAGAAGAGGAAAUAAUCCAACCAUCGUCACAGAAGAAGAGAAGACUGGAAAAAGAAAAUAGGAAAAUAAAAAGUGUGGUGUUCUUUCCGUACAAGUCACCUGUUGAUAAACUGUAUUAAUAAAUUUGAAAA